ACUUGUGUCUGUGUGUGUACUUUGUCUCCAUGUCUGUUUGCUUAUCAAAUUUGAGUAUAAAUGUGUGUUGCCUUAAAUUUUGUACUGAGCAAAACACAGUGUUUUCGUAUAUAGGCCGCCAAGCAAAACGGUGUAGUCCUGCUGCAUUCGUUGGCUCUCCCAUUCCAAUCCCUGAAACUCUGAGCUGAGUUUGGGCAUGCCCCCAGUCCAGAAUAACCAAUUGAGCAGUCUGGUUUGCACAAUUUUGACAUAGGAUGGCAGCUGUUUCGCAGUCUGUGGUAACCUGUUCAGGUUUGAUUCAUCAUCCAGGUCAUGCUAAACUACCGUUUGGACAUAGGGGGACCAAGAUCACUGAUCACAACGCCAUUUCAGUGACGUGUAGAAGGAUUCGUAGAGAAGGGAUUCAAUGUUUGGCUGUACGUCGGGUUGGCACCGCAUAUGCUGCUUCUGUGGGGAAGGAUCAUCAUCAGUUGAGUGCUGAUGAUGGAGUACCUCAGGAGCCCUUCCUUCUGAGUCUUUUCAAAGAAACUGUGUGGUCUUUGAGGUCAUUAUUCAAUUUUCUGCUUGAGCAGCCAAGCCAGCUGAAGUACAUUGAAUGGCCAGGUUUCCGUAGCACGCUGAAGACUGCGACUCUCACUCUUGUUCUUGUGGCGUUGCUCAUCGUAGCACUUUCAUCAACUGACUCUGCCCUCAGUUAUUUGUUGGCUUUGAUUCUCAGGAGAAAACCAUAAUCAACUACUAAUACCUUUGUUAGUUAUUACCUUUGCAAGAUCACGUCAGAGAUGUAACUUUUCAUGUCUUUGUUAGUUACGUG
Fragaria vesca subsp. vesca is the source of this 814-nucleotide messenger RNA. RefSeq lists its product as uncharacterized. Lineage: Eukaryota; Viridiplantae; Streptophyta; Magnoliopsida; Rosales; Rosaceae. Gene Ontology annotation, biological process: protein targeting. The transcript is spliced from 6 exons. Gene Ontology annotation, cellular component: membrane. The coding region runs from base 255 to 731 and encodes 158 amino acids. The record is from RefSeq and is a predicted model, not a curated record.